Messenger RNA from Colletotrichum lupini, 360 nucleotides. RefSeq lists its product as uncharacterized. The coding region runs from base 1 to 360 and encodes 119 amino acids. The transcript has 4 exons. The record is from RefSeq and is a predicted model, not a curated record. NCBI's taxonomy places the organism in Eukaryota, Fungi, Ascomycota, Sordariomycetes, Glomerellales, Glomerellaceae.
AUGCGCUGUUCUCUUAGUCCAGGUAGCUUCCCAGUGUUGAAUGCUAACCUCUCCGACUUCAAGCACUCAUUGAGAGCCCAGAGGCACAGGACACAGUGCACGUAUACGGAAGGCGUACUGAAGCUGUGGGACUUUGGUGCCUCCAUCCGGCCGGGAACACCGAGCCUGACCGCCUCGGAGCAAUGUGAAAUCCGACCUCAAGAGGUGAGGUCAAAUCUUGGCAAGGAAAAUUGGCUUACCACUUCACGCGAGAUGGGAGACUUAGGCCGUGAGUACAGUAUUGCCGCUUCCAUAUCGCGGGCCAUCGUCACCAAACAGAAUCAUGAGCAGCAUCACGGUAAGAAGGAACUUGUGUUGUAA